AUGGCUCCUUGGAACAAACUUGUCGCCUUCGGCGCCCUCUUCGCCGUGGCCAACGCCUCAUGUUCCAGCGACGAGGACUGCUCUCUCAACGGCGUCUGCUCUCCACAAGGAACCUGUGCCUGUGACAAGGGCUGGGUAGGAGCCGAUUGCGGCGUAGUCGACACUCGCCCAGCACACCUCAACACAGGCUACAACUUGACUGCUUCGGGAACCUCGUCCUGGGGAUCCAAGAUUGUCCAGGACCCCACGGACAAGAACCUGCACCACUUGUUCGCUGCCGAAUUCAGCCAUGGCUGCGGUCUUGACUACUGGGCGCCGUACAGCCGCAUCAUCCGCGCCGAGUCUCGUACAGGGCCUGCCGGGCCGUAUUCGUUUGCCGCUGAGAUCCAGCCCGCCUUUGCACACAACCCCACUGUCGUGUACAGCCCCGCGGAUAAGCAAUGGCUCAUGUACUACAUUGGAUGCAAGCAAAAGGUUGUGACCAACAAGUGCACAUUUAACAGGUUUACCUGCGGACCAGGCAACGCAAAUAAUGGUGAAAGCGGCCUCUCCGUCAUGUCUAGCUGGGACCUCAAGCACUGGUACCCGCACGGCCAAGUCUUCAAGGGCGACAACUCGAGCAGCUGGGACGCCGACGUGACCAACCCCACGGUCUUCCCGCUUCACAAGGCCGGUACUGGUGCCAGAGCACAUGCAAGUGCUGGCUCGGGCUCGUCGAAUGCCUACGCUUCUGCAGGUGGCGAGGAGGAUCCUGGCAUGCUUCUUGUUUACAGAGGAUGUCCGUACGACUGCGGUGGUGCAGAGCAGAUUAAUGUUGCUGUUUCGCCGACCGGAUAUUUGGGCCCAUAUACCAAGAUUGGCCCGGAUCCUAUUUUCGAAAACGGCAACGAAGAUCCGUUUGUCUGGCGUGACAAGCGCGGCAACUGGCACAUGCUGCUGCACUCGUUGGAAGCAGAUGGUGGCUUUGGCAACGGACCCAAGGUUGGCCGCCACGCAUUUGCAAGAGACUACAAGGGCCCAUGGACAUUUGUUGAUAGGUCGUUGGCGUUCAGCACCGAGGUCAAGUACAGCGACGGAAGCACCAUUGACUUUUUCAGACGCGAGAGACCCCAACUGUACUUUUCCGACGACGGUGAAAUGACGCCGUUGUUUAUGACCACGGGUGUCCAGCCGCGCAACAACCCGAUGAGUUAUACCGUCAUUGUUCCCAUUGGCGAUGAUGGUGUCAAGGCUCAGGGGUAA
[Torrubiella] hemipterigena is the source of this 1242-nucleotide messenger RNA. The record is from the annotation of a GenBank genome assembly. Lineage: Eukaryota; Fungi; Ascomycota; Sordariomycetes; Hypocreales; Clavicipitaceae.